Molecule: messenger RNA, 579 nt
Organism: Antrostomus carolinensis (chuck-will's-widow)
Lineage: Eukaryota; Metazoa; Chordata; Aves; Caprimulgiformes; Caprimulgidae
Gene: SMAD6
Product: SMAD family member 6
Exons: 2
Coding region: 1-579 (192 amino acids)
Biological process (GO): cell differentiation; anatomical structure morphogenesis; regulation of transcription by RNA polymerase II
Cellular component (GO): heteromeric SMAD protein complex
Molecular function (GO): transcription regulator inhibitor activity; I-SMAD binding
Source: RefSeq, a predicted model, not a curated record
AUGAUGGCACGAAAGCAGAGGGGUCAGCAGGCCGUGGAUGCCAGUACGUCGCCCGAUGCCGUGAAGAGGAGCCAUUGGUGCAACGUGGCCUAUUGGGAGCACCGGACGCGUGUCGGUCGCCUCUACACAGUGUACGAACAGUCUGUCAGUAUAUUUUAUGACCUACCUCAAGGAAAUGGCUUCUGCCUCGGACAGCUAAACCUGGAAAACAGGAGCGAGACUGUGAGAAGGACUCGAAGUAAAAUCGGUUACGGGAUUUUACUGAGCAAAGAACCGGACGGUGUGUGGGCUUAUAACCGCAGCGACCAUCCCAUCUUCGUCAACUCCCCGACACUGGACAUCCCCAACUGUAGGACUUUGAUAGUGCGCAAGGUGAUGCCGGGUUAUUCCAUCAAGGUGUUUGACUACGAGAAGUCCUGCCUCUUGCAGCACACGGCCGAUCUGGAUUACGCCGACGGGCCCUACGACCCGAACAGCGUGCGGAUUAGUUUCGCCAAAGGCUGGGGACCGUGUUAUUCCAGACAGUUUAUCACGUCGUGUCCUUGUUGGUUGGAGAUUUUACUCAGUAACAAUCGAUAA